Molecule: messenger RNA, 582 nt
Organism: Lemur catta (Ring-tailed lemur)
Lineage: Eukaryota; Metazoa; Chordata; Mammalia; Primates; Lemuridae
Gene: SERF1A
Product: small EDRK-rich factor 1A
Exons: 3
Coding region: 194-382 (62 amino acids)
Source: RefSeq, a predicted model, not a curated record
UGACUGGCCCGCCACGCCGGCGGCUGCGGCCGGGCCUCGGUGGGCGGGGCCGCGGACGGAGCGGGGGCGUCGCCCGGCAGAGGGCCCACGCCGGCUCAGCCUUCGCGAGCGACGAGUGGCGACCGCAGCUGAGCGUGUGAGGAAGCCGUUGCUUUUUCAGUCGCUCUCUUCCAGGAUCCGUCUGGCGGUCGGAAUGGCCCGUGGAAAUCAACGAGAACUUGCCCGCCAAAAAAAUAUGAAGAAAACCCAGGAAAUUAGCAAGGGAAAAAGAAAAGAGGAUAGCUUGACUACCUCUCAGAGAAAGCAGAGGGACUCUGAGAUCAUGCAACAAAAGCAGAAGGCAGCUAAUGAGAAGAAAUCUAUGCAGACAAAAGAAAAAUGACUGGCUAUUUGGAAAACCUGGGUGCUACUGCCAACUGGGUGUAUCAUAAGCUCUAAGAUCAAGAUUUUGUAGAGUGAACAGUCAUUAAAUAUGUUAUAACUUAUCCUUAUAAAACUGUCUAUUUUAAACUUUACCUUUCAGCUUGAUCUAGUGUGAUGUUUUAGAACCAUUCUUCAAAAAAUAAAACACUGUGCAUGUGA